Molecule: messenger RNA, 3306 nt
Organism: Heterostelium album PN500
Lineage: Eukaryota; Evosea; Eumycetozoa; Acytosteliales; Acytosteliaceae
Gene: forB
Product: actin binding protein
Exons: 3
Coding region: 1-3306 (1101 amino acids)
Biological process (GO): actin cytoskeleton organization; actin filament polymerization; 'de novo' actin filament nucleation
Cellular component (GO): actin cytoskeleton
Molecular function (GO): profilin binding; small GTPase binding; actin filament binding
Source: RefSeq, a predicted model, not a curated record
AUGUUUGGUAAUAUUAUAAAAGGAAUUAAAGGUGAUAAGGAUAAGGAUAAAGAGAAGGAUAAGGAUAGAAAGCAAUCGGUUAGUCCAGCGGUAAUUAACAACAACAGCAAUGGUGGAACCACUAAAGCACCCAUUGCUAGCGAGGAUCUCGGUCAGCAGUUUGCUAGUCUGCUAGACGAGUUGGGUGUCCCCGAUGCCAAGAAAGCAGAGAUGCAAGCUUGGUCCAACGACAAGAAGUGGGUACUCCUCAUGCAACACAAAGAUAAGAUUAGAGACGCCGAGGAGAAAGCAAAACAAAACGGUACACUCUACGACACCCCACAAUAUUUCUUGUCGGCAAUGCGUGAGAACGCCGCAGCACAGAAUCAAAAGUUAAUUUCAGAGUUGCGUGUUUGUCUCGGAUCGAAUCCAAUGUCAUGGAUCAAUUCAUUCCUUCAACUCGGUGGAUUCGUUGAAAUUCUAAAGAUAUUCCAAACAUUCCAAUUGAAGCCAGAAAAGGAUAAAACAGAUUUCUUGAUAAUGUCAGAUUGUGUUACUUGUAUUAAAUCAUUGUUAAAUUCAACAAAUGGAUUGAAAUCAGUUAUGGCAACAUCACACACUUUCAAACUUUUGAUUUUAUGUUUGGAUUUGACAUACCCACCUGAAUUGCGUUCACUUAUUCUAUCAUUAACAGCAGCCUUGUCAUUGGUUCCUAAAAUUGGACACGAUUUCGUUCUUGAAGCUGUCGAAAACUUUAGACAAUCUACACGUGAGAGAACUCGUUUCCAAACUAUCGUGGAGGGUGCUAAACAAGUUGCAAAGUCACAAUUACAAUUUGAAUAUUGGACAUCUUUUAUGACCUUUGUAAACUCAGUUGUUAAUUCACCUGUAGAUUUACAAACACGUGUUUCAUUACGAUCGGAAUUUACAGCAUUGGAAUUGAUAGAAUUAGUUAAGCCAUCGAGAGGCAAACACUCGGAAUUGGACACACAACUUGAUGUAUUCUUUGAGUGUCUCGAAGAAGAUAGCGAAGAGAUGGACUCUGCAUACACCGACGUCAAUAUUCGUUCACCAACUGAAGUGAGCAGCAAACUCGAUGCCAUGCUCCAACAGUCACCGGCACUACACCACCACUUCCUCUCCAUUCUCAGAUGUCUAUACACUCUGGCCAGCACUCAAUCGGAUCUCGGUGGAAAACAAUGGAAUCUACUAGACGAAGCGGUUGGAUCGUUACUCUCCGAUCCAACUCGUCAAUCUCAAUCCGACAGAAUCGACACACUCACCUCUGAAAAUAGAAAAUUAAUUGAGCAAAUUGAACAUUUGAAGCAUUCAGCAGCAGCAACAGCAGCAACAGCAGCAACACCAGCACCAACAGUUACAGUUGUACAACAACAACAACCACAAGUAGAUACAACAGUAUUCACUGACAAGAUUAAAAAUCUAACUACAUCUUUAGAUGAGAUGAAAUCUGACAAUCAACAAUUAAAUAGUAAAAUCAAUGAAUUGGAUAGAACUAUUAAGAGUUUGGAACAACAAUUGGCAAGUCGUCCAAAAUCAACAAAUGAACCAUCACCAUCACCAAAUACUUUAACUGCCGAACCAACUACACCUGAUAUUACCAAUUCAGAACCGAUUCCAUCUUCGGGCGGACCACCACCACCCCCUCCACCACCAGGAGGAGCACCACCACCUCCACCACCACCAGGAGGAGCGCCACCACCACCACCUCCACCACCCGGAGGAGCAGGAGGACCACCACCACCACCACCUCCACCCGGUGGAAAGAAGUCGGCUGCGCCAGGCGCACCUGCCGCUCCAACCGGACCAAACUUACCGUCCAGAAAAACACCACCAACUCCAAGCGUCAAAAUGGUUGGUCUUCAAUGGAAAAAAGUCAAUAACAAUAUCAUUGAGAAUUCAAUGUGGAUGAACGCCAAGGAAUUUAGUUUGAAUGACCAGUUCAAGGGUCUGGAAGAGUUGUUCCAAGUCAAGAAACCGGCUGCCGCCAAACCAAUGGAAGCAGGUGGUGGUCCAUUGGCAGGAAGCAGUGUUGGUUCGCCAACAAAACCAGCUCAAGCCAUUAGUAUCUUGGAUAUAAAACGUUCACAGGCAAUCUCUAUCAUGUUGAGUAGAUUCAAGAUGCCAUUGGCAGAUCUCGCCAAGGCAAUCAACCAACUCGACGAGACUAGAUUGACAUUGGAGGAUGCCAAGUCGCUCUCCAAAUUCACACCGACACCCGAGGAAGUUGAACUCCUCAGAGAAGAAGAUUUCAGCAGCCUUGGCAAACCAGAGCAAUUCCUCUAUGAAAUGUCAAAGGUGACUCGUAUCAAUGAGAAGCUCGAUUGUUUCAUAUUCAAACAAAAGCUGCGUUCUCAAAUAGAAGAAUUGUCGCCCGAUGUACAAGUAUUGCUAAAGGCAUCGAACGAGUUGAAAGAAAGCAAACACUUCCAGAAACUCUUGGAAAUCAUUCUUUCACUUGGAAACUUUAUCAAUGGUGGAACUCCACGUGGUGACGUCUAUGGUUUCAAGCUGGAUUCGCUGUCGUCGCUCGCCGAAAUGCGGUCGCCAGUCGACAACAAGAUUACUCUGCUCGUUUGGCUCAUCCAAUUCCUCGAGCAAAAACACCCGGACCUCUUGCAUUUCCACGAGCAACUCUCCAACUGUGAAGAUGCCAAGCGUGUAUCCGUUCAGACAAUCAAGUCGGAACUCGGUGGUUUGCGUAAAGGUCUCAACCAAGUCAAGCAGGAAGUCGAAGUCUCUGAGGGUGCAGCCAAGACUGUCCUAUCGAAUUUCCUCGGACAAGCGACAGACUCUGUUGGACAACUCGAGAAACAAUCGACAUUGGCAUGCGAUUCAUUCUCGGCGGUGGUCGCCUAUUUCGGUGAGGACAGCAAGACUGCCACCCCCGAGGAAUUCUUUGCCAACAUCUCCAAGUUCAAGAGCGAAUUCAAGCGUACUCACGAGCAGAUGUUGAAGGAACGUGAAAACGCCAACAAGGCAGCAGCCAAAAAACUUGCUGGUGCAUCGGCCAGUACUGGAUCACCGAAACCUCCAACACCAGGCGGAUUCAAACCACCAGCCGGUGCACUUCCAAUGAUGAAACCAACUUCACCGGUUGCACCCUCUCUACAAGUGCAAUAUGCAGGUGGCGAAGACGAUGAUGACCAUGCACCAAACGGACAAUUCAUGGAAAGUCUAAUGUCAUCGAUGAGAGGUGGUCAAGCUAUCAGAAUUUCCAGAAGAUGUUCUGCCUAUAUAGGAGCACCAGGUCAAAAUCAAACUGGUAUCGAUGCUCUAAGAGAUCAUCUUAAGAAAACAACAAAAUAA